AUGGCGUUCGCGGCGUUCAUACUUACCGGUAGGCAGUUUGUCUGGCCAGCCUGCUGUCGUGCUCAUCACAAGCUCGGCCCCGCCAGCUCCUCCUGCGCCUCCUGCACCUCCGGCCCCUCCGGCUCCUCCUGCCCUCCUGCGCCCCCUGUGCUUCCCUCGGGCGUGGUCGACUGGCGCAACAACCCUCCGUUGGACCCUCUCCAGAACGAGGGGUUUUCCCAACCCGCCGCCGCUUGGGAUGAGGACAUGGCGGGUGACGAUGAGGAUCACCUCGUCCUGGCCCACAUGCGCGAUGCGGGCGAGGUCGAGGUGGCAGAGGACGUGCACGUCGCCCCUGAAGUGGAGGAGUGGGUGAACCCCCUGUAUGCAACCGCCGCAGAUGACGAGGAGGCGACAAAGGUGGCGGAUGCCGAGGAUGCCAGGGACCUCCCUGAGGAGGAGGAGGCGGAGGAGGAUGAGGAGGAGGAGGAGGAGGAGGAUGAGGAGGAGGACGCGGAGGAGGAAGAGGACGAGGAGGAGGCAGGGGAUGAGGAGGAGGCAGGGGACGAGGAGGAGGAGGAGGAAGGUGGGCUGGAGGAGAAUGCGGAUGAUGAGUGA
Messenger RNA from Closterium sp. Naga37s-1, 597 nucleotides. NCBI's taxonomy places the organism in Eukaryota, Viridiplantae, Streptophyta, Zygnematophyceae, Desmidiales, Closteriaceae. The record is from the annotation of a GenBank genome assembly.